Messenger RNA from Cololabis saira (Pacific saury), 1137 nucleotides. RefSeq names its product granzyme A-like. The coding region runs from base 100 to 762 and encodes 220 amino acids. The transcript is spliced from 5 exons. Gene Ontology annotation, biological process: proteolysis. Gene Ontology annotation, molecular function: serine-type endopeptidase activity. The record is from RefSeq and is a predicted model, not a curated record. NCBI's taxonomy places the organism in Eukaryota, Metazoa, Chordata, Actinopteri, Beloniformes, Belonidae.
GAGCAACUUCCAUUGAAAUGAACGGCGGCCAUUUUCCUGUCCGGUCAUGGUUCUGAAAUUAUUAAUGGGAAAGAAGCCCCGCCACACUCACUGCCUUUCAUGGCCCUGCUGGACAACGGCACGCCGUUCUGUGGAGGGAUAUUAAUCGAUCCACAGUGGGUCCUGACUGCUGCCCACUGUACUGGCAUGAAAACUGUGUUGCUGGGGGUGCACUCUAUAAAAGACAAGAACAAAGAAAAAGACUCCAGGCAGGUCCAGAAGGUGAAGAAAGCGAUUCCUCAUCCCUGCUAUGAUAAAACCGAACAUCUCAACGACCUCAUGCUGCUCAAGCUUCAAAAGAAAGUAAAGGAAACCAAGACAGUGAAAAGUCUUAAACUGGCAAAAACUGUCAGUGAUCCGGCAGCCGGCACCAAGUGCCUGGCAGCUGGAUGGGGAACUACCAAGAGCGGGGUCAAGAAAAUGUCGGAUGUCCUGAUGUUCGUCAACGUGACUGUGGUCGGCAGAGCAAAGUGUAACUCGCCGGGGUAUUACAACUUCAAACCCGUCAUCACCAGUAGCAUGGUAUGUGCCGGGUCAGACGGUAAAACCGCUGCAGAUACCUGUGGGGGGGAUUCAGGAGGACCGCUGCUGUGCAACGGGGUUCUGGUUGGAGUCACUUCAUUUGGAGAUAAGGAUUGUGGAUCGUUAAAGAAGCCUGGCGUAUACUCUUUUCUCUCAGAAAAACAACUUGAUUGGAUCAAGAAGACAAUGAAAAAGUAUUGAGUACAAUGAGGGCUCUCUUUGAAUGCUUGGCUGUUUGAACUAUUUUAACCACUCCUGCUUUUAUUUUAAAUUUAUGUUAUCCUGCAAGGAGUUUCUAUAUGUGUGACUAAUUAAAUAAAUAAAACCCAAGCCCUCCAGCUCUGCAGAGGGGACUCAGUGAUAUUGAUUUAGGUGCACUUGUCUCAGAAUGCAGUUGUUUUUUGUGAUUGUUAUAAAGUCAUGAAACAUGAAUCUCUUCUCUUUGGGACAAUGUUAAUACGCCGAGCCGUGCAGCAUCGUUCUUUGAUGAGUAUGAAAACCAUGUCAGGCAUCCAUGAUCAACAAAUUCCACCAAAUAUGUCCAGCAAAGUAGUUAACACCUAUUUAACAAUUUAA